Ctenocephalides felis (cat flea) is the source of this 1822-nucleotide messenger RNA. Its product is annotated as putative 1-phosphatidylinositol 3-phosphate 5-kinase. Gene Ontology annotation, biological process: intracellular signal transduction. Gene Ontology annotation, molecular function: metal ion binding; 1-phosphatidylinositol-3-phosphate 5-kinase activity; ATP binding. The record is from RefSeq and is a predicted model, not a curated record. The annotation marks the transcript as partial. NCBI's taxonomy places the organism in Eukaryota, Metazoa, Arthropoda, Insecta, Siphonaptera, Pulicidae. The transcript is spliced from 10 exons.
UCCAAAUAAGUUAACAGAAUUUGGACCGUUUAUAACUGAAGAAAGUAGUACAAUUAGUGGUUUAUUUACAAGAUGGUUCGGUGUUAAAAGUUCCAGUCAAAAUAAUUCCAAUUCACCAAGUACCUCGAGUAGCCAAAGUGGCUCUACUCAAAAUGUUCUGGAUGAGAAUGCAUCUGGGGAUAAUGUGUCUCAGGAUAUAUCUUUUAGUGAAAGGGAGAAAUCGGUAGAGGAUGAUAGACGGAGUAACUCUAUACAAUACGAAGACACCAGCAAAAGCCAAAGAUUGAUAAAUGUGUUGAAGCGUGUUAAAAAUAUUGUUGCUCUAAAAAAUUCUGAAGGUUUGCAGUCCUACGAGUCCACACAAUUAAGACAAUAUUGGAUGCCCGAUAGUGCUUGUUAUGAAUGCUAUGAUUGUACAGAACCUUUUAAUACUUUUCGAAGAAGACAUCAUUGUCGUUUGUGUGGCCAAGUUUUUUGUGCAGCUUGCUGUAACCAAAAGCUGCCUGGACGAAUAAUUAAUUGCCAAGGCGAUUUAAAAGUAUGUACGUUUUGCUGCAAAAUUAUCUUGUCAUACUUGCAUUCACCUAAUAUUGAAGCAGAAUUAACAGCAGACAUGAGAGCUUUACAGGUUGAUUUGCAAAGUAAAUUCGGCAGCAGCGAAAGUUCCGUAAGCGUCGGACCUAAGAAAAAAACAUCUGGAGGCUACCAGGAAGAAAGAUUUGGUGUAUCUCGUAAUUCAGCAUACAAUAUUUCCUUAAGCGAUCCUGAUCGUAAAGACGCCCUGCGUUCUUCUGCUUCCUUACGAGUUUUGUACCAGGAAUUGGUUAGACCAGGGACUGGUGUAACAUUUUCUCAACAUCGGUACAGAUUACGAUGUUAUGUGGACGUAGUACUUGGUACUGAUAUUGUUCAUUGGCUUAUUGAGAGACAGAAAGCUGGCAAUAGAAAUCAAGCUCAUGCGAUUUGCCAAGCUUUGUUGGAUGCUGAAUAUAUGGAAUGUCCGACGGAUGAAAAUUCUACUGAAUUUUUAGAACACUUACUUUACCAAGCAAAAUUUAAAGAAACUACACCAGAAACAGCUAUUCAAACCCAAACAGGUAGAGGAAAUCUUCCUCUAUCGACUUCAACUUUUUGUUUGGACUUAGACGUGCAAGGACAUUCAGUUUAUUUAUCAAGACCAUCAGCGACUUCAACAGAUUACGUAAGCGAUUUGGAAAGUCCAGAUGUGGCCCAAGUACCAAUUGUCCCAGCAGAUCGCUCUUCAGUAGGAUCAAUAUCAACAAAUCCGGGUUUACCGGAAAAAUAUCAAAGCACCGAAACCGAAAUCGCCUUAUGGCAAUCUUACAAAAGGCACGAGGAUGCUCUUUUGGCUCAACUUUUGGGCGCGGCUCGCCUAUCCUACGACCAAUGGGCCGAAACUGUGAAGCGUUUGUGCGAUGAAAUUGUUGAAACCAUUCGACCAGAGGAGUCUGAAGAUUUCGAAGAAACUCAGGACAUUCGCCAAUACGUGCAAUUCAAGAAAGUUCCUGGAGGUGCCAAAAGUGAUUGCGAGAUUGUCAGCGGCGUUGCUUGCAGCAAAAAUGCUUCUCACCGGGAAAUGCGAUCGAGAAUUCGUGACCCUAAAAUUUUACUUUUGCAAUGUGCAAUUGUAUACCAACGAGUCGAAGGCAGAUUUUUUUCUUUGGAACCUGUUAUGAGACAAGAGAAUGAUUACAUCGCCAACGUGACGGCCAGGGUUCUGGCCCUUCAACCCGAUGUCGUCCUGGUCCAGAGGAGUGUUUCCCGUUUGGCGCAGGAAUUGUUACGUGCAGGAGGAGUCACA